This is a messenger RNA of Capronia epimyces CBS 606.96, 1317 nucleotides long. RefSeq lists its product as uncharacterized. Lineage: Eukaryota; Fungi; Ascomycota; Eurotiomycetes; Chaetothyriales; Herpotrichiellaceae. Gene Ontology annotation, cellular component: cytoplasm. Bases 1 to 1317 code for a protein of 438 amino acids. The transcript has 2 exons. The record is from RefSeq and is a predicted model, not a curated record.
AUGGAUCUCGCUUAUGAUCACAUAGCGGAACAGUCAUUCACGCCUGGUGACCGUGUCGCUACACCGACGCCUCCGGUGUCGAACAUCACCCCCACGACUUCGAACGCUGCUACAACUCCCAAGCCCGACCACGCAACUGCCAGAGAGAACCUCCAAACCGAGUUCCAAGAAACAUUCAAAGCUUUCUCCAAUUCCCCCUGGGGUGCAAAGUUGGGCGGCCUUUGGGGAAAUGUUAGAAAACAAGGCGAGACUUACUAUGAGGAAGCAAGGAAGGAGGCUACGGAAGUGGCGAACGAGGUGGAAGCACUGAGGACGAAAGGGUUUCUUGGCCUGGGAUUUGGCAAGGAGAAGACCAAGCAAGAGGAUGAACCCUCUGAGGAGCGUAGCAUAGAACCGACCAAAGCUUCGCCAGAAGGCGAGGAAAACAAAGAUCUCCAGGAUACUGAAACGCUUCUUGCGCGAUUCAAAAUGGAGGCAGCAAAGAGAUUGAAAGAGGUGCAGAAGGCGGAAGACGCAGCUGACGAAGCACUCUUACGAUUUGGCAUGAACAUCAGGAACUUCCUGCGCGAUGCAGUAGCGGUGAGCGCGCCGGACGAAGAACAACUUGACCAUCGUCAGCCUGGCGAGGUGCUUUUUGAGAGCAAAGACCCCAAUUCCGGCAAAAGAGUCAUCCACACCAGCAGAUUCGAUGCCCAACUACAUGUCAUCCACACCACCUUGACCAGUUUCACCCAGGAUCCUAGCGGGGCUGGCGGGCAAUGGGAUGAUUUCAAGAAAGAUUUUGACAUUGAUAAAAUGACGGCACGGAUUGCGGAAGAUCUGGACAAGUACAGCGAGCUGAGAACUUCAAUGGAGAAAGUUGUACCGGAAAGCGUGGACUACAAGGAUUUUUGGACGCGAUAUUACUUCCUGAGACAUGUUGUGGAGGUUCAAGAGGAAAAGAGAAAGGAGCUACUUCGAGCGUCGGCCAACGAUGCCGAAGAAGUUCGCUGGGAUGAGGAUUCUGAGGAUGAGCAAGGAUCCGCGUCCACACCACAACUCCAGCAAAGCCAGGGACCGCCACUGAAAGUACUCGUUGCUCAAAACACAAACGACUCCUCAACUACAGUACAUCAGACACCGGCUGUUCCCGAACCAGGAUCUCUCAAGCCUGAGAGUGCGAGUCGAAGGUCUCAUGAUGAGAAAUCGGUGGCCGACAGCGAUGCUAGUUACGACCUAAUUAGUGGCGCCACAAGCCGUGCUCCAGGCAGCCCGAAGGACGACGCAGCUAAGUCGCCGACAAAGGCAGAUGAAAGCGAUGAAGAGGACUGGGAAUGA